AUGAAUUUCUCAUACAACCAUUUCAUAGAUUUAGGUGAAUCCUAUUUGAAUUCGGCUCACGUUGAAAAUCCUUACGCGAGCCACGCUCAAUUGAGUCACAGUAAUUUAACGAGUAGAUUGACAAAUCACGAUUUCAACGAAAACAAUUCGAUCGUUAGCAAAUUACAAUUAAUGAAAACUUCUGGAACUUACAAUAGAGCACACACGUAUAACAAAUCUAAAAAUAAUUCAAACGUAUUCAAACGAUCUAUGGGAGAUAAAAAUGAUGCGGAUGGAAAUAAAAAAUUAAAAAAAGAGCAAGAUGACGAAAGACCGAGGAGGCCGAUGAAUGCAUUUAUGCUUUUUGCCAAGCAUCAGAGACCUCUUUUGAUUCAACAGCAUCCUGGUAAAGAUAAUCGUGCCAUCAGUGUAGUUUUAGGUACAGCUUGGAGAGAGCUUGACGCAAGCGAAAGAGCCGAUUAUGUACGACGUGCAGCAGCCAUGGCAACGGAACACAAACGACGCCAUCCCGAUUGUUGGAAAAGGCGAAGGCUUCGCGUUAAUCACACGAAUCAAAAUGCUAAAGGAAACGUAUCUACUAAUUCCAUAACAGACGUUGCCACGACGAGUUGA
This is a messenger RNA of Pediculus humanus corporis (human body louse), 612 nucleotides long. RefSeq lists its product as uncharacterized. Gene Ontology annotation, cellular component: nucleus. The transcript has 2 exons. Gene Ontology annotation, biological process: regulation of transcription by RNA polymerase II. The record is from RefSeq and is a predicted model, not a curated record. Gene Ontology annotation, molecular function: RNA polymerase II cis-regulatory region sequence-specific DNA binding; DNA-binding transcription factor activity, RNA polymerase II-specific. The coding region runs from base 1 to 612 and encodes 203 amino acids. Lineage: Eukaryota; Metazoa; Arthropoda; Insecta; Psocodea; Pediculidae.